Molecule: messenger RNA, 219 nt
Organism: Nestor notabilis (Kea)
Lineage: Eukaryota; Metazoa; Chordata; Aves; Psittaciformes; Psittacidae
Product: fatty acid desaturase 1-like
Exons: 1
Biological process (GO): lipid metabolic process
Cellular component (GO): membrane
Molecular function (GO): oxidoreductase activity, acting on paired donors, with oxidation of a pair of donors resulting in the reduction of molecular oxygen to two molecules of water
Source: RefSeq, a predicted model, not a curated record
AUGGCUCCACAGACUGGCUCCACUGCAAAGGAGACGAGACCCGUCGCAGCCUUUCUGCAGCUUUUCACUUGGGAAGAGAUCAGAAUCCACAACGGCUGUGGGCAAGGGCAGGAGCAAUGGCUGGUGAUUGACAGGAAAGUGUAUGAUGUCAGCAAGUUUUCCAAACGACACCCUGGAGGCAGCCGAGUUAUAAGCCACUAUGCUGGGCAAGAUGCUACG